AUGACACAUUUUACACUGAGUAUAUUUUCUAGUUUGUAUAUUAAGGACGAAGUACCCAUGCUUACACAUUCCCAGUCAUCCUCUAUACCUAAUGAUAUUCUUGCCCCUUCUGAUCCGGAUGUGGCCAAUAAUCUCCCAAGUUUCUUAAAUCCUUUGAUUUCAGAAGUGAAGAAUCGCAUGUCCAAGCUUCCAGUGUCUAAAGAAAGCUUAAACAAUGAACCCUUCAAAAUUCUAUCCGCAUUAAGGGCAUAUCGUUAA
Molecule: messenger RNA, 258 nt
Organism: Cokeromyces recurvatus
Lineage: Eukaryota; Fungi; Mucoromycota; Mucoromycetes; Mucorales; Mucoraceae
Exons: 2
Coding region: 1-258 (85 amino acids)
Source: RefSeq, a predicted model, not a curated record